GGGUACUGAUGUGUAUCGUCUGAAAUUAAGGAGCUACUAAUACCAGUAUCAAAGUACCGCUUAACCCAAAUUGACCGCUGUUCGAAUCGACGACAAGAUUCUUUCGGUCGAUUAAUUAAUUCCGCUUCUUCUCGCGGUUGACAGGAAAAGUCUUCGUCCUUCCCUCCAUGCCCGAAGAGCCACCGCCGGAUCUAGGGUUUCUCCAAUGGAAACCCUAACACCAGUGCCACAGUCCACGCGGCGGCGUAGCCUUCUCUGCCACCAGAUCUCCGUCCUACUCCUCACCUUCUCCGCCUACGCCACCUUCCACGCCUCCCGCAAGCCCCCCUCCAUCGUCAAAUCCGUCCUCGGCCCCGAGGUCGCCGCCUCCAACUCCUCCGCUGCCGCCGCCGAUGCCGGAUGGCCUCCCUUCGACGGUCCCCACGGCCCCCAUCGCCUGGGCGAGCUCGACCUCGCCUUCCUCUCCUCCUACUCCGCCGGCAUGUUCCUCGCCGGCCACGUCGGCGACCGGAUCGACCUCCGCCGCUUCCUCGCCUUUGGCAUGCUCGGCAGCGGCGUCUCUACUGCCGCCUUCGGAAUGGGCUACUGGUGGGGCAUCCACCGACUUGCCUUCUUCCUCGCCGUCCAGAUCGUCAGCGGCCUCUUCCAGUCGAUCGGGUGGCCCUGCGUCGUCGCUGUGGUCGGGAAUUGGUUUGGGAAGUCGAAGCGGGGGCUUAUCAUGGGGGUUUGGACCUCCAACACGUCGGUGGGGAACAUCCUCGGCUCCGUGGUGGCUUCCUCGGUCCUCGAGUUCGGGUGGGGGUGGUCGUUCGUGCUGCCAGGUGUUCUCAUCAUCGUCGUCGGCGCAUUUGUUUUUGCGUUCUUGGUGGUGGAUCCAAGAGAUCUGGGUUUUGAAUCUCCGGCCAUGGAUAUUGAGAUGAAUGAUGCCGGUAAUGGAGUGGUGGAAAGCGCCGAUGAGACAGAUGGGGAAGAUGUUGGUCUUCUUGAAUCAGAGGAAAAUUCCGGUCUGGACUCAAAAGAAGCUGAUUUGGACUCAAAAGCAGCCAUUGGUUUCUUGGAGGCAUGGAGGCUGCCCAGCGUGGCGCCCUACGCUUUCUGCCUUUUCUUCUCCAAGCUUGUGGCAUACACUUUCCUCUAUUGGUUGCCAUUUUACAUUCGGCAAAAUGCUGUUGCUGGCAAGCACUUAUCACACAAAACUGCGGGAAUCCUUUCAACAAUAUUUGACAUUGGAGGGGUUUUUGGUGGCAUUUCAGCAGGAUUCAUUUCGGAUAGUCUUGGUGUUCGUGCUCUGACUUCAGUUCUAUUCCUUUUGUUUUCAAUUCCAUCACUUAUUCUUUAUCGAAUGUACGGAAGCAUAUCAAUGCACCUCAACAUCGGAUUAAUGUUUCUUUCCGGCUAUUUUGUGAAUGGCCCAUAUUCGCUUAUUACCACAGCUGUUGCAGCUGAUUUGGGUACUCAGGACAUGAUUAAAGGCAAUUCACGAGCAUUAGCUACUGUAACAGCCAUUAUUGAUGGUACAGGUUCUGUUGGGGCAGCUUUGGGACCUUUACUUACAGGGUAUAUUUCAACUAGGGGAUGGAACAGUGUUUUCUUGAUGCUAAUUCUGUCAACUUCUCUAGCAAUCAUGUUUUUGAUACACAUUGCAAAAGCUGAGGUUGUAGAACUUGUUGAUGAAUUCAAAUCCCCUUGCAGAAUGGUUGGACUGAAUAUUCAAUGAUGACUGGCAAUCAUCUGAAUUACAUUUCAGGCUGCCCAAUCUUGCCUCAUUGCUCAGAUCCUCACAGCAAUUCCAGAGAGGAUGUCAGGAUGGAGGUCUGUUGAUCACCUCUGCUUGCAGGCUGUCUUCUCAUAAUUCUGUGGUAGAACUCAGCUACAUUCUUAUGGGUCAUAUUACAAAUAUCUUUUUCUGUUUACAUGGACUGUUAAACUAGAAGCUCACAUCCAACAAUGUCAAGCCAAGGAAAAUACUCAGUUCAUCUUGAAGGUAAGUGGUUUAUUUCUUGCUUAAAUUCGAGGAUCUCUGACCUGGAGAAGGGUUGAGUUGUAAAAAUGCAAGACUCUGUUUCGAUGCCUAAUACCAUUCUGGGAAAUUAUCAUUUUUGUCAGUUGUUUCAUUUUCAAAAUUUGAGACAUAAUUUUUGUAAAACAAAAAUAAUUACAUAGCCUCAUGCAUUUCUACGUCAGAAGCAUUUGCUUGUCC
Molecule: messenger RNA, 2200 nt
Organism: Elaeis guineensis (African oil palm)
Lineage: Eukaryota; Viridiplantae; Streptophyta; Magnoliopsida; Arecales; Arecaceae
Product: putative glycerol-3-phosphate transporter 5
Biological process (GO): transmembrane transport
Cellular component (GO): endoplasmic reticulum membrane
Molecular function (GO): transmembrane transporter activity
Source: RefSeq, a predicted model, not a curated record